Messenger RNA from Penicillium crustosum, 231 nucleotides. RefSeq lists its product as uncharacterized. Lineage: Eukaryota; Fungi; Ascomycota; Eurotiomycetes; Eurotiales; Aspergillaceae. The record is from RefSeq and is a predicted model, not a curated record. The transcript has a single exon. The coding region runs from base 1 to 231 and encodes 76 amino acids.
AUGUCCGAAAAGAAUGCGCCGUUGGGCGCUUCAAAUGCGACAAAGUCCAGGUCCACUGAUGCAGGGAAGGAUACGAGCGUCAAGAACUCGCAAACAUCUGUGGCCAAGGCCGAAACGACCGGUUCGGGGAGUCACUCCAGUCCCAAGAAGCGCCGGAAGGUGAAUCACGGUAAGGUGCCGUUGCGCAGCAUGCGACAGGGAUCUGGGCGCGGCCGAUUCUGUUGCGCAUAA